UGUUUUCAUCUUCUUAUUGGCCAUCAAAACUCCGUACUUUCCUAUCAAAAUGUCGUACUUUUAUGGAAGUGGCGGAGGACAAAGGCAACCAAAAUGGAAUUACCAAACAAAUCUAGAUCCAAAUUUAUUAGCAACAGUUCGAGAUGAAAUGCUUCGGAAAGAGGAAGAAUACCGCAAAGAACAACAGCGGAUUGAGGCGGAACAAAAGAAACUAACGAGUUAUCUAACCCAACUUCAAGCCAUGGUUCGCGAUCUUCCUGGUACAUACAAAAAGAAAUUCACUUAUGAUGUGCUGUCAGGAAUCGCAACUUGUCUUAUUGAUGGAACAGUAUUUGAGAUUGUAAAGGGACUGGAAGACAUACAACAACUUACCGAAAGAAACUUACUCAACAAAAGGAUGAAAAUAGUCAAUUCACAGAAAGCGCAGAGAAUGCAGAUGGCCAAGAAACAUAAAGAUGCCAUUCAGCAAUGUGAACAACGGCCUCAUAAUCUACCUCUUGUGGAGGCAUCAAAUACACAGGAAAAGAAAGCUUUGGAAGAAAAGUUGGAGGCAGAAGUGCUUCAAGUGGAUCAGAAAGUAGUCCUUGAGUUGGACCAGAUUGUUAGUGACCAACAAGCAACACUCCAAAGAGCUGGUGUACCAAUGUUUUCUAUAACAAACCACCCUGACGAAGUUCGCCUUCAGAUGUACAUUUUGGAUUUUAUUCAGCGAAUGGAACACUCUCAAAGUUAGUGGCAACAUUUCUAGGAAGGACUUUACUUUGGAACAUAUGGAAUGUUUCCUUGGGAUGACUUCAUGUACAUACAUACUAGUUGGGUUCAAGUUCUUCAAGAUGUAGUUCAGCUUCCUUUUUGCAUCAGAUACAUAAAAAGAUGUUGAAUUUUUCAAAGAAUAAAUGUUACCUACCCACACAGUAUUCACUUCAUCUUGCCUCCUUGAAGUGCCACCACAGAAUUAUCAUAAAGUUUAGAGUGAAAAUCUACUCACAAUGCAAUCCUUGGAAUGAUCUGAACAUUGCUGUUCAGUGAACUGAACUUGAAAGGUGAUUUUCUCUGUGAAUCUUUCUUGAGAUUAAAAAAAAGAAUAAAUUAAGCCUUCCUUCCCAAACCUUCUUCUGAUGGGAAAAACUUUAUUCAUACCAAAAUAUGCAAAAACUUACAGAUUUUCCCAAAAAAGGCGGACUAACUAAGAAAAAUUUCACACCAAAUUAAUAAACAACUCUGGUUGCAUUUA
Molecule: messenger RNA, 1234 nt
Organism: Stylophora pistillata
Lineage: Eukaryota; Metazoa; Cnidaria; Anthozoa; Scleractinia; Pocilloporidae
Product: protein DGCR6
Source: RefSeq, a predicted model, not a curated record